Colletes gigas is the source of this 2084-nucleotide messenger RNA. RefSeq names its product leucine-rich repeat flightless-interacting protein 2. The transcript is spliced from 10 exons. The record is from RefSeq and is a predicted model, not a curated record. Bases 726 to 1934 code for a protein of 402 amino acids. Lineage: Eukaryota; Metazoa; Arthropoda; Insecta; Hymenoptera; Colletidae. Gene Ontology annotation, biological process: regulation of DNA-templated transcription.
CAUGUAGCGAUGAAAUCGAAUUGAGACAGAUGUAAAUCGUCGAUAAAAAUCGAUUCAAAUAACUCGAGUAACGGAGAACGGACGAUAUAUAUAUAUAUAUAUAUAUACGCAAAGUGAACGAUUACGAUUCGCAAGAGACAGUAUUGCCGAUAAGUGUGCCAGAGAUAGUGUGUUGCGUGCCUAAGUACACAGAUGACUCCACCAAUUUCGGUGAUUUGAGGCGCGGCGUAGAACUGUGUGUAUGUUUUUGCAUUCGCAUGCAUCACCGUCCGAGGAUAUAUUCGUUCGAUCGAAAAAUGUGUCUUCCGCUAUAUUCGAGUGCGAUACAGCGCACUAUUCUCCCGUGCUUCUGUCAAUAGAGGAAUUGUAACAUUUUAAUCGUGCAUAACAAUUCACGGCAUCUCGAUACAUCAGAUGUAUUCGAUUAUAUUUUAUGGACCGUGAUCGACCCUAAACGGGCGCCGCAUCGUCAAUUCUCUGCCCCGCGGAUGGUCAUCGUGGUGGCGAACUCAUCCGAUUUCCAUCGAUUGUAUUUAUAGUGUACGCCGGUUUAUUUUCGCACGCGGGUUCCUUUGGGAAAAAGAUGUACCUAUCCGCUGGCUGACAGCAUUUUUCCUACAUCCUGUGGUGGUUUGUCUUCUUGUGCGGUAAGGGACGCGGAUCCUUCUAGUGCGAGUUGCUGGUAUCAAAGCGAAAAAAACGUGUAUUAAAACACAGAAUACAGAAUGGAAUCUGCUAUAGCUGGACGUAGGCGGACUGCCACGCGACAUUCAGCAGAGGAUCAAGCUCUCGAUCAGAUAGCCAAGGAGGCAGAAGCUAGAUUAGCUGCAAGAAGACAAGCAAGAGCAGAGGCAAGAGAGAUACGGAUGCGCGAAUUAGAAAGACAACAGAAGGAGGCAGAGGAGAAUGCGGACAGAGUUUACGAUAUGUGUACAGCCGAUGUUAAUAGAACAAUGAGAGUAACUCCCGAUUCUGUAAGGACAUCGCGUCUCCUUACUAACUCUAACAAUUUUCAAUCCAGUCGUAGAUCUUCUGAAGAUUCAUUAGAAGAUGCUGGAUUGAGCAGAGAUCUCAGGUUAGAGUUGAAGGAGUUCGAGGAGAAAUUUAGAAAAGCAAUGAUAGCUAAUGCUCAGUUAGACAAUGAAAAGUCUUCUUAUGCUUACCAAGUUGAUUUAUUGAAAGAUAAGUUGGAAGAAUUGGAAGAGACAGUUGCGCAACUUCGUAGAGAACUUCGUGAGAAGAAUCGGGAAUCCGAGCAAUUAAAAAGAAUCAAUCAGAGAUUGAAGGAUGAAUUAGAUAUAUGCCAUGCACAACUAGUAGAAAGAGAUACGCUUAUACAAGAAAAUGGUUUAGUUAUUAUUGGUGACGAGGAAAGCGAGAACGAAGAUAACGAUAUCGAAAAUGGUCCACGUCCGAGACGACGAGUACUAGUCAGUACAGAAGCAGCAGAAUUAUUGCAAAAUGCUGGAAAGGGAUCGUUAGAUGUCCGGCUGAGAAAAUUUGCUUCUGAAAAGAAAGAAUUGCAAGAUGAAAUACGACAUUUGAGAUUGGAACUAGAGGAGACCAGAAAUCGUAUUAGAUCCGAGAGAUCGCCCGGUUCAGUAUUAGGUUGUUUAUCAGACUCCGAGGACGUGCAACGAGAAGCAAAUAAACUUUUGGCCGACUAUAAGUUUAAGUUACAAAAAGCUGAGCAAGAUAUGUCUACGCUACAAGCGACAGUAGCUAGGCUAGAAAGUCAAGUAAUACGUUACAAGUCGGCGGCAGAGGCGUCCGAGAAAGCGGAAGACGAAUUGAAAGUUGAAAAAAGAAAACUACAAAGAGAAGUCAGAGAGACUCAAGGACGCGUGGAGGAGUUAGAGACAGCAAAUUCUCAUCUGCAAAGGCGACUGGAUAAAUUGAAAAACGCGAAAUCGGCUCUUCUGAAGGAGCUUUGACGGGACGACUUUUUUGGUUCAUCGAUCGUUGAUCCACCCGCGAGCUGCGUGGAGGUGGAAGCAGUGAUGGGCAUCGUGGGAAUUUUGGUCAUGCGCACUGGAAGAUUCCUUUCUGCGCGUGCGUAAGCCGACGUCACACGAAUCACGAAU